CAAACGACUCCAUCACGGCCACCACAUUCGCUCGUCGAUACCCUGCGCGUCGAUAGGCGAAUCCUUGAAUCAACACACAACCGCGAUCAUGGCUGACGAAUACAACGCCGAGGAGGCCGCUGAGAUCAAGAAGAGAAGAACCUUCCGCAAGUUCUCUUACCGAGGAAUCGACCUUGACAACCUCCUCGACCUCUCUUCUGACCAGCUCCGAGAUGUCGUCCACGCCCGUGCCCGCAGAAGGAUCAACCGCGGUCUGAAGCGCCGCCCCAUGGGCCUCAUCAAGAAGCUCCGAAAGGCCAAGCAGGAGGCCAAGCCCAACGAGAAGCCCGACCUCGUCAAGACUCACCUCCGAGACAUGAUUGUCGUCCCCGAGAUGAUUGGAAGCGUCAUUGGUAUCUACUCCGGCAAGGAGUUCAACCAGGUCGAGAUCAAGCCUGAAAUGGUUGGCCACUACCUGGGUGAAUUCUCUAUCUCAUACAAGCCUGUCAAGCACGGUCGACCUGGUAUCGGUGCCACUCACUCUUCUCGUUUCAUUCCCCUCAAAUAAGAAGGUUAUGGUCUUCGGUGGUUUCUGUAUUGACGGACAUUUUUGGGCGAAAAGGACUGGUUUUGGUAGACGGAGGAAGCCGCUACCGAAGUUGUUGAUGACAAUGAUUUCUAUGAUAGUACAAUGAGAAACAUUGUUCACGCUUCCAACACCGUCAUCUCUACUGUGUAGAUGCUGCUCAUAAGAGUAUUGCUAUUCCGGCACUAUUCCCACCUCUCUAGAUCCGUUAUAGAAAAGGUUCAGCGGAGCCCAGCCCGCCUUACU
Trichoderma virens Gv29-8 is the source of this 811-nucleotide messenger RNA. RefSeq lists its product as uncharacterized. Gene Ontology annotation, cellular component: cytosolic small ribosomal subunit; ribosome. NCBI's taxonomy places the organism in Eukaryota, Fungi, Ascomycota, Sordariomycetes, Hypocreales, Hypocreaceae. Bases 89 to 547 code for a protein of 152 amino acids. Gene Ontology annotation, biological process: translation; ribosomal small subunit assembly. The transcript has 4 exons. Gene Ontology annotation, molecular function: structural constituent of ribosome; RNA binding. The record is from RefSeq and is a predicted model, not a curated record.